Messenger RNA from Trametes versicolor FP-101664 SS1, 380 nucleotides. RefSeq lists its product as uncharacterized. Lineage: Eukaryota; Fungi; Basidiomycota; Agaricomycetes; Polyporales; Polyporaceae. The record is from RefSeq and is a predicted model, not a curated record. Bases 29 to 202 code for a protein of 57 amino acids. The transcript has a single exon.
CGAGAAACUGCGGAGAGCUACCGCUGGUAUGGCUGAGAAAUACAACUCGCGCCCGGGAGAAUGGAGAUCGUGUCGCCGACACGAUCGCUGCGGGCACGAGGAGAGCACGGGUGAGACGGGCCCACGUCUGGGUGUCCCUGAGUGCAGUGAGAUGAGCGGAGGGCGGGACGCGACGUCAGCAAUCACUCGCCGCAUUUGGUAGUUUCCGUUUGCAUGCACCUGUUGCCGAACGGACGGCUCGCGCGCGGGAGAUGCGGUACGCGAGUCCUCCCAGUUUCAGACUCCUCGAGGCCAGCACCCACGGUCGGAGAUGUGCGACGUGAUUUCAAACCCCAAGAGAGUACCUAGUAGUGCUGGAGAUCGCGCUGAAGCGAGGCACA